AUGGCAGCAGCUAACCAGACGGCUGUGCUGGAGUUCAGCCUGCAAGGCUUCUCAGAAGACCCUCAGCUCCGGGGCCUGCUCUCCACCCUUUUCCUCCUCCUGUACCUGGUCGCCCUGGUGGGAAACAGCCUCAUUGUGGCAGCUGUCAGCCUGAGCUCAGGCCUGCACACUCCCAUGUACUUCUUCCUGGUCAACCUGGCCAUUCUGGACAUCGCCUGCACCUCCACUGUGCUCCCCAAACUGCUGCAGGGCCUGGUGGCUCCAGCCAACACCAUCUCCUAUCGUGGCUGCCUGGCCCAGCUGUUCUUCCUGACCUGGUUCCUGGGGGCUGAGCUGCUCCUGCUCACAGCCAUGGCUUUUGACCGCUACAUGGCCAUCUGUCGGCCGCUGCACUACGGCACCAUGAUGAGCUGGCCUCUUUGUACAUUACUGGCUAUGACAGUGUGGAUGGUCAGUGCCAUCAGCACUUCCGUGCACACAGGCCUCAUGGCCAGGCUGACCUUCUGUGGCCCCAACCUCAUCCAGCACUUCCUGUGUGAGAUCCCCACACUGCUGCUGCUGUCCUGCAGCCCCACAGCCCUCAACAGUGUCAUGAUCGUCAUCGCGGACGUCUACUUCGGUGUGGUCAACUUCCUGCUCACCCUGGCUUCCUACGGCUGCAUCGUGGCCAGCGUGCUGCGCAUCCGCUCGGCCGCGGGCAAGCGCCGUGCCUUCUCCACCUGCUCCUCGCACCUGCUGGUGGUCAUCCUGUAUUACUCCGCCGUCAUCUACACCUACUUCCUCCCGGGCUCUGGCACAUCCAUGGAGAACGGCAAGGUGGUGGCCGUGCUGUAUACUGCCGUCAGCCCUGCUCUGAACCCCCUCAUCUACACACUGCGUAACAAGGACGUGAAAGCCGCCCUCUGGAAGGUGGUCCCCUCUUCCAAGUGA
Echinops telfairi (small Madagascar hedgehog) is the source of this 930-nucleotide messenger RNA. RefSeq names its product olfactory receptor 13A1-like. The record is from RefSeq and is a predicted model, not a curated record. Gene Ontology annotation, molecular function: G protein-coupled receptor activity; olfactory receptor activity. Gene Ontology annotation, cellular component: membrane. The transcript has a single exon. NCBI's taxonomy places the organism in Eukaryota, Metazoa, Chordata, Mammalia, Afrosoricida, Tenrecidae. Bases 1 to 930 code for a protein of 309 amino acids. Gene Ontology annotation, biological process: G protein-coupled receptor signaling pathway.